CUCUCAGGCGACUUGGGAAUAGCUGUGGGCAGGGAGGCUCUGCACUCUUAGUCCGCGAAAGUCCGCUGGAGAAAGCGCUCGCAAAACCUUGCAUGUCACUCUCCGGGGUGCCGAGAAUCUCAGUCGACUUUCAAAGGGACAUCUGAGAUUUUUUCGAAAACUUUUUCUUUUGGAGAAAUUACAGUUUGACGCUUUAUUUUACUUUAUUCUUUAAAGACAACUUUUAAUAACUUAGUAUUUUGCAACAAAAAAUACUCUAACAAAACCGAAGAAGUUUUUUUUCCCGUUUUUUUUUCUCAGCCGUCAUUUUUUAGAGCCUCGGUUUAUUUCUUCUGUACUUGUGCAUCCCAUCAUUUUUUCGCAUGAAUCUACUCGAUCCAUUUCUGAAAAUGUCAGACGAGCAAGAUAAGUGCCUUUCUGACGCCCCCAGCCCGAGCAUGUCGGAGGACUCCGCGGGAUCCCCUUGCCCGUCCGGAUCUGGCUCCGACACAGAGAACACCCGACCCUCCGAGAACGGCAUGAUGGGACCCGACGGUCAGAGGGGUGACUUCAAGAAGGACGAGGAAGACAAAUUCCCCUUGUGCAUCCGAGAGGCGGUGUCCCAGGUGCUGAAGGGCUACGACUGGACUCUGGUCCCGAUGCCCGUCAGGGUGAACGGCACCAGCAAGAACAAACCGCACGUCAAGAGACCGAUGAACGCCUUCAUGGUGUGGGCGCAGGCUGCCCGAAGGAAGCUGGCGGACCAGUAUCCACACCUACACAACGCGGAGCUCAGCAAGACUUUGGGCAAACUUUGGAGGUUGCUCAACGAGGGGGAAAAGCGCCCGUUCGUGGAGGAGGCUGAGCGCCUCCGGGUGCAGCACAAGAAGGAUCACCCUGACUACAAAUACCAGCCGCGGCGCAGGAAGUCAGUGAAGAGCGGCCAGGGCGAGGCGGAGGACGGCGUGGAGCAGACGCACAUCUCCCCCAACGCGAUCUUUAAGGCGCUGCAGCAGGCGGACUCGCCCGCCUCCAGCAUGGACGAAGUGCACUCUCCCGGAGAGCACUCCGGCCAGUCCCAGGGGCCCCCCACACCCCCCACCACCCCAAAAACAGAUGUGCAGACUGGCAAGGUUGACCUGAAGAGGGAGGGGCGCCCCCUGCAGGAGGGGGCCGGCCGUCAGCUCAACAUCGACUUCCGGGAUGUAGACAUUGGCGAGCUGAGCAACGACGUCAUCUCCCACAUCGAGACCUUCGACGUCAACGAGUUCGACCAGUACCUCCCUCCCAACGGUCAUCCCGGGGCGCCAGUCAGCGGCGCGGGCCAUGGGGCUGGGGCUGCAGUCUCGUACGGGGGCAGCUACAGCAUGGCUGCCACACCCCCGGCCUCCCAGACCGGCUCGACAGGCAGCGGGGGCAGUGGACAUGGCUGGAUGUCCAAGCAGCAGCAGCAGCAGCAGCAGCAUCCCCUGCCCAGCCUGGGCGGGGACCAGGGGCAAACCCAGCAGAGGGCUCCACACAUCAAGACGGAGCAGCUAAGUCCCAGCCACUACAGCGAGCAGCCAGGCUCCCCCCAGCACGUCAGCUAUGGCUCCUUCAGUCUACAGCACUACACCACCUAUCCCGCCAUCACACGCUCCCAGUAUGACUACUCCGACCACCAGGGCGGCGCUACCGGCAGCAGCACCUACUACAGCCACGCCUCCGGCCAAGGCUCCGGCCUCUACUCCACCUUCAGCUACAUGAGCCCCGGGCAGAGACCCAUGUACACCCCCAUCGCAGACAGCGCCGGUGUGCCCUCUGUAGGCCAGACGACCCACAGCCCCCAGCACUGGGAGCAGCAGCCUGUCUACACCCAGCUGUCCAGGCCCUGAGCUUAAAGGGACCCCCCCCAAACCCACACCCCACAUUGCCCCCACCUGCCCUCCAAAGUGGGGAGAGAUGCUUCAGACCUGAACACGGGACGCUGGACUCGAACACUGAGAAUAAUGGCUCACGCGUGCCUUUUUUUUACACUCAGAGUUGUGAUUAUAUAUUUUUAGCCAUAAUUACAAAAAAAAAAUCUUAAAGACUCCUCUGUGAGGAUAUAUUAAUUAUGAAUAUUUUAGUAUGUACUGUGUAUGUUUCUUCCACUUUGACGGUUUAUUCUGGGAGAUUUUUCCCGUGUUUGUAGGUAAUAACUUGGUUCCAUCCCUCCUCGUAGGGCAGUUUGAUUAAACCCUUGUUAAAGCUCCGUGUGUAGAAGGUUCCAGAAUGGUGAAGCCUGUGCGGAUUUGGAGAAUCACAGCUAAGUUAGUGUAGCCUUUGGGUCCAUUCGCCGGCCCCCUUCACAGCUGUAGUCUUUUAACCCAUUUAAUUUAUUAGCAUUAAUUUUAUUAUAAAGUAAUUAUUUGCAUUUUGUUUCUUUAAUACAGCCGAAUACAACUAAAAGAUCCUGCCCUUCUGAAUAUAAAAGUUUAUUUGCCAUUAUGUUUCCUGUCAGAAGGGGGUACUUGUUUAAAUAUGGUACAAAUUGUAACCAUCUUGUUUAUUUAUCGUUUGUAAAUGCGCCUAUUUUAAAUCUGUAUUUGCUCUCUCUUGGUAUCUAGUUGUGUACAGAUUACUUUUGAUUGUGAAACCUUGAUUUGAACUUUUCUUUUUUUUGUUAAAGAAAAACUGGAAUAGUUGUUCUUUCAUGCAGAUCAUGGCAAGAGGAAUGAAGAUGGUAGAUUUCCUUUUUCUCAGAGUAACAAGCCUUUUUACUUAAAGGACUUUUCUUAUUUCUAUGACCUAUUUUAGUACUGAUUUUGACGAAUUUCUAAUACGGCUGAACGAAACCUUGUUUUCUUAGAUGACUUUAAUACGUUACUGCCUUUUGAAGAAGCUUAUCUUUUGUAUAAUAUUGUUUGCAAUAAAAGAGAAAAUGUAUUGGGGAUAAAACAAA
Molecule: messenger RNA, 2902 nt
Organism: Paramormyrops kingsleyae
Lineage: Eukaryota; Metazoa; Chordata; Actinopteri; Osteoglossiformes; Mormyridae
Gene: sox9a
Product: SRY-box transcription factor 9a
Biological process (GO): positive regulation of chondrocyte differentiation; negative regulation of transcription by RNA polymerase II; heart development
Cellular component (GO): nucleus
Molecular function (GO): DNA-binding transcription factor activity, RNA polymerase II-specific; RNA polymerase II cis-regulatory region sequence-specific DNA binding
Source: RefSeq, a predicted model, not a curated record